UUAACAGUAAAAAGUCUAAUCAAAAACAUAAUAUGAGCGACUGAACGGGCAAAUUUUCGCCAAUGAUUACCACUUGAUAACACACACAAACACAAAUACACGAAAGCAUUUUAAACAUUUUAUUUGUAACAAUCAAUUUCAACUUCAAACAAUCAUUUUAACAACAAAAAUGUGAUAAUCGCCUGAAAAUAAUUCAUUAAGUAAUUUAUUUAUCCGACAUCGGCGAAGUGAGUAUUCUCUACGUUUUUGGCUUUUGGAAUCGCAGACUCGCACAAGUUAGCAGAAGUGUAAUGGCGGACAGUCAUGUGACUGACAAUAUGGCGGCGGUCAAUUUAUCGAUUCUGGAACGGUCUAUAGCACAGUACAAUAUACUGUCUGAAAAUUAAGAUAAAUUUACUAUGGACAAAAACUAUGUUGAAAUUAAGGGUCAUGAAAAAUAAUUGUUUUUGCUAAAAAAGAGGGUGUCCAAAAACUUAAGAGUGUCUGAAAACUUUGGGAAUUAUGUGUUGGGAAUGAUUAUGGUUUCACUGUUAAUCAUUUAUCAAACACUCUUACUAUGAAUUGAUAGGAUCUAAAUAAGAAGCUUGUGUUGGAAAAUGGCAGACAGUCCAUGGUUACCAGUGGGAUGCAUAAUACUGAAAAUAUUAAUAAGGAUUUGAUUGACAGCUGCCGCCGCUGAUGUCGUGUUGUUUUAAUAAAAUGCGUAGAUUAAUACUGCAAAAUCGUUAUAUUUUUUGUGUGACAUUAAUUUUGGUUGAUUUUGUUAGUAGACGGCUUCAACAAUUUAGGAUCUUGACAAACAAGUAUUCCAACUGUAUAUUUUUUAAGCCCUGUUUUCCCAGAGCAGGGCUCAUAUUAUAGAAUAAUUCUUGUAUAUGACUUCAGCCUGACAACACUUACAGAAGAUGCAGCAGAUACCAGAGGACAUUCAAGAGAAUGUGAGGGCGGUGCUGUUGUCUAAGACAGAUGGUAGCGGUAUACUGGUGAGCACGCUACUGAGGGACUACAAGAACAUUGUGGGAAGGCCACUGAUGUACAAGAACCUCGGCUAUCAGACCUUGGAAGCCUUCAUUAAAGACUUGCCUAAUGUCUGCAGAUUGGAGUACUCUGAAAGAGACAUGGCCUAUAAACUGUUUGGCAUUGCCAAGCCCAGCACAUUUGUCUCGUCAUUUGUGAAGAAAGCCGAGGGAGGCAGCCCUUCUAUCUCUGAACGGGAAGGUGAAAGAAGCAAGCCACGAAACCGAAGGGGCCCUAGGGUGCAACAUACUACAGACUUAAAUGACAAAUGGGAGCCCAACCCUAGAGGACUUUAUUCGAUAUGCUUUGACAAUAAAUCGACAGGACUUAAUAAAGCAGACAUAGCCUUGAAGUUCGCUGAGGCGGGACAUGUUGAGGAUAUCCACCUCAUAUCUUCAGGAAUGGCAUUUAUAAGAUACUCUGAUGAAGAUGCAGCGAAAAAGGCAGUGCAAAUGUAUGGGGAAUCAUUGAAAGUACAUAAAGCUGAUGAGCGUAGAGGUUCAAAGAGAGACCAAAAUCAGGCAAGGGAUGGCCGUAGGAGAAACAAUGACUCUGGAACAGGUGACAUUGAGAAUUACAGUGACCUCCAAAGGAAGAAUGAAUAUUAUCAGAGAAAUCGCAAUGAAAACAAUAACAAUCAGCAGAAGGUAAAUGGACACAGAUUUUCAGACGCGAAAGAUAACAAGCACGGGUCUGAUUCUGACUGGGAAGACGAAUUCAGUGACAAACCAAGAGUAAAAAAGACUGAAAAUUCUUGCAUGGAAGAAACCGAAAAUAGCCUGAGUGCAAUUAGUUCUCCCACUGAAGACUCCAAGACUAAUCUAAAUGGAAAUAGUCCUCGCAUGGAUGACACCAUGUUUAGUCAUAGUGGAAAUAGGACAGUACCUGCGUUUGAUGCCGUACGAGGCAGAAGAGGUAGAGGAGGACACAAUACUGGGGGUCCUAGAAGAGGGCUUCAUGAAGAUCCCUUGUCACCAAAACAGACUGCCUCCAGCCAAAUCACUCAAGUGUACAUUGGGAAUUGGCCAAAUGAAGGAACAGAGAAUGAAUUAAAGGCACUGGUCGCCAAGUACCAAACAGAACGAGUAAGGAUGUAUCUUGAUAAAAGGGACAGUAACAAAAGAUUUGCGUUUGUGGACUGCCUGUCUCUGGAGGAUGCAGAGCAGAUGGUGCGGGAGAUGCACAAUCAAAUCCACCGCAACAGAAACCUGCUUGUCAGACUGGGCAAUAAGAACUCUGUGGAUCACCACAGUGAUGCUGGGACUGGAAGUGUCCAUAGUGAGAUGGGACGGCUGAGCCUCAACACAGGUCCACACCAGGCAGGCCUGAAAUCACCAAAUAGCAGCAGCAGUCACCACAGUGAUGCUGGGAGCGUCCAUAUUGAGAUGGGACGGCUGACCGUUAACUCAGGUCCACACCAGGCAGGCUUGAAAUCACCAAAUGUCAUCAGCAGUCACCACUCCCCAGCCAGCUCAGUGGGAAAGGGAGAUAAACCUGGCAUGUCCAGACAACUGGAGAGUGCUGAUGAUGAGUUGCCUCCCCUGGAAGAGCUUGUUUCCCCAAGAAUGCCUGCUUUGGAGGGAAGAAUGCCUGCCUUGGAGGGAAGAAUGCCUGCUUUGGAGGGAAGAAUGCUUGCCUUAGAGGGAAGAAUGCCUGCCUUAGAGGGAAGAAUGCCUGCCUUGGAGGGGAUGCAUGGGUAUCAUGGUUAUGGAUGCCUGGACGACAUGCCACCUAUUGAGGAAAACCUGCCCCAAAACCUUCCCCAAAAGGGGGCUAUGGGGCGCCAAGAGAUCCAAGGACAUGUCAAAGUGCUGGUCACCAAUUUUCCAUACGGAACUUCUAAGGACGCCCUCUUCUAUCUGUUUGAGAGGUUUGGUGUGCUGGAUAUCGGCAUGAUUAACCAGGCGGAAAUGGGUAGAAGCACCCUUGCAUACAUCACCCUUGCCAACAUGGAGCUGGCACAGCAAGCCGUGAUGUCCCUCGACCAGACGAUGUUCUGCAAUCGCAAGCUGACUGUGGCCUUCACUCCAGAUGUGGCCAUGCAGUUGGACUCCACUGCUCAUGCUUCACAAGACAUGAUGCAGAGAUAUGCUGGCAACUCUUUCCAGGAGUCGCCAAUGGGUGGAAGCAGGAGUCGACAGAAUUACAACAACAAUAGAGCAGAGCUCCAACAACUAGACUUCGCGGCAAGGGCUACACCUAGCAAGCCGAUUGUGACGUCCAAUGACUACACCUUUGCGCUGCUGACCUCCAAACUAAAGGACUACAGCAAGAUCAUGAGCAAGCUCUUAGGUGAAUCAGAUCUGCUGGUUGGCAUGGUUACCAAGCUGAUGAUCACCCAUGUAGAGAAUGAGAAGUUCUUCUGGGCCCAACGACUUGAAGAUAAUGUGAAUGGUGCCAAUGGCAACCUUCCCAAGCUACAGGAGCUAUCACUGAGGCUUCAGAAGCCAGACCAGAAACAAGGGCCUAUCAGAAGCCUGGGACGAUGCACAGCUCAGUUUGAAGGGGACUGGUACAGGGCCUGGUGUAAUGGAGAGACCACCAAGAAUGGCAUUGAGAUGGCUGAUGUUUUCUUCAUUGAUUACGGCAACAAGGCCCUCAUCCCCAAGUGUGAAGUGUUGUGCACUCAAGGCUUUUGGACUAUGCCACCAAUGGCUUCACCAUUCAAGCUCUCCGCUCCUGACUUAGAGUUGCCCUCGAUGGUUAAUCAAGUGGUAACAGUGCAAGUGGUUGAACCUGGGAUCCACCAGACAAACUUUGUAUCUACUGUUAAUUGGAGCAGUACAGUUGAUUAAUGAAGAUGACAAGAGCUCUCAAGUGCUUUCUAUCCAACUGUUUAGUGCCUAAUUGUGCUGCAAAGAAAUGCAGUUUAAAUAACCACGGUUAAUUGUUAACAAAAACUUAUAAUAAAAAAAUGUUUUUUGGAUACCUGGAAGUACAGUUAAUUAGCUUUGGUUCAGUUUUGUUGUACAAGUGUUCUGUACAUAACUUCAGAUGUUUAACAAAGUUUUUAAGUGUUUUUAUACAGUAAUGUUUCUCCCCAUAUAGCUGAAGAGAGGCUUUGGAAUAUUGUGUUUUUACUUUAUUUGUGGAAAUAUACAGAGUUUGUAUAAUCCACUUUGUUACCGUUUAUGAUUUUGUUUUACACAAUUUAAUGUUGAUUGUCUCUCCUAGCAUGUGACUUCCUGUAUAAGUCAACAUAAUUUUAUGUGAGAUUCAUACAGGUUUAAGAUUGAAAUGAGCUGUGCUCUGUGAAAAGGGGCUUGAAUUCAUGUGUGUUAAGUGUGCAACAAAACUUUUUGCACAUGCAUUAGACCCCCUUUUCACAGAGCAAGGCCCAAAUGAUAUGUACAAAUAGCUUUUAAAUAGUCUGUACAUGAAUUGGGGAGUUUUGAUGGAGUCUGUUAAUAAAUUGAUGUGUUUU
Dreissena polymorpha is the source of this 4441-nucleotide messenger RNA. RefSeq lists its product as uncharacterized. Bases 906 to 3812 code for a protein of 968 amino acids. NCBI's taxonomy places the organism in Eukaryota, Metazoa, Mollusca, Bivalvia, Myida, Dreissenidae. Gene Ontology annotation, molecular function: RNA binding. Gene Ontology annotation, cellular component: nuclear speck. The transcript is spliced from 15 exons. Gene Ontology annotation, biological process: mRNA splicing, via spliceosome. The record is from RefSeq and is a predicted model, not a curated record.